This is a messenger RNA of Calypte anna (Anna's hummingbird), 535 nucleotides long. RefSeq names its product NDUFA4 mitochondrial complex associated like 2 (gene COXFA4L2). The coding region runs from base 76 to 339 and encodes 87 amino acids. The transcript is spliced from 4 exons. Lineage: Eukaryota; Metazoa; Chordata; Aves; Apodiformes; Trochilidae. The record is from RefSeq and is a predicted model, not a curated record.
CUCCUGCCCACCCUCCAUCCUCGGACAGCAGUCAGGAACCUGACACUGCAACCAGACCUUCCCUACACCCUCACCAUGAAGGGCCCCCUGCUUGGACCCAUAUUUUCCCGGCAUGUGAAACGGCAUCCCGGACUCAUUCCCCUCAUUGGCUUCAUCAGUGUUGGCCUGGGCAGUGCUGUGCUGUACUUGCUGAGGUUGGCCCUGUACAGCCCAGAUGUCAGCUGGGAUCGAAAAAAUAAUCCUGAACCAUGGAAUAAGCUGAGCCCCACGGACCAGUAUAAAUUUCUGGCAGUUUCCACGGACUACAAGAGCCUCAAGAAGGACCGUCCCAGUUUCUGAGCUGCCCAGGGGAUGUGCUGCAGCACUGGGACAGGGGAGAGUGUGCCCACCCCUAGCAGUGCCACUGCCUCCCCCACCACCCUUCCUGCUUCUUGCCUGCCCCACAGCUCAGAAGCAAAUCACUGCAUACACACAGAGUCCUGGAUGCUUCCCCAGCACCCCCAAUAAACUGCAUCACCCCCCCCAAUAAACAGCA